Messenger RNA from Brassica napus (rape), 4114 nucleotides. RefSeq lists its product as uncharacterized. NCBI's taxonomy places the organism in Eukaryota, Viridiplantae, Streptophyta, Magnoliopsida, Brassicales, Brassicaceae. The record is from RefSeq and is a predicted model, not a curated record. The coding region runs from base 1088 to 3964 and encodes 958 amino acids. The transcript is spliced from 4 exons.
GAAGUUUAUAAGCUUAUGACGAAUGUUGGGUUCUAGGUUUAAAAUUGUUAUUUAUACUUUUUAAGUCUUAAGCUUCUCUUUCUUUUGCUUAGAAAUUUGAUUAUGGAGAAUUUUGUUAUUUUUACGAUUUUGUUUCUCUGUUUUAAAUUCUGUUGUACCAUUUUCCGUUUAUUUAAUAUGAAACAUCUAGAUAAGAACAAAAAAAUUAGGGGUGACCUCAUUUAGGAUCGGUCCAAAAGUCUAUUGUGAUUUAUAAAAAAGGAAUGAGAAUAUUUUAUGUAUAAAUUGGUAAAUUUCCUUAUUUUCUUUUUAUUUAUUACAUAAUACAAUGAAUUAUUUGGAAAUGAUGACUGAGAGCAUCAACAGUGGAUUGAUUCUUAAAAUGAGUCUCUAAUUUUUAUUAUAUUAAUAUUUUUUUUUCUUUGGUUUUGUAUUUAUUUUUAAUGUAAUAUAUUAAUGAAAGAAAGAUACUUAGUACAAGAGUCUCUUUAGAAUUGUUCAAAGUCUUUCUCUAAGUGAUCACUUUCAUCUUUUCUAUAUUCUCUUUCUUUUUUUGCAUUAUUAAAAUAGUUUUUUACCAAAAGACGAGGAGAAGAAACUCCCACUGCUGAUGCUUUGAGUUUCUUCUCUACAAUGUGAUAUAUGAAGUAUUUUAUAAUAUUCAACAAGAGUUAACACGAGUAUCAUCGCAACAGGGUGGUAACGUGUGAUUGGUUAAAUAGAUAUGGCUACUCUAAAUAGGUUUAUAUUGGCAGAGUGAUUAAAUUUCAAAAGUAUAUAUUGUAUUUAGUUCGAGUUUUCAAUUUUUUUGUUCUGUUAUAACAUCAGUACUCUACUCGUUUUCAUUUUUCUGCAAAAAGCAGAGCCCACCAAAAAGCUAAAAAACCCUAGUAUUCAUCUGACUCAUCUCUCUUCAUAAACCCCAAAACCAGAGAAACUAAACCAGCUUGAAUCUCCAAAAAAAAUCAAACAAUUGUUUCUCUGGUUCUUAUUGUUUUCCUUCUCUCUCUCUCUCUUUUUGUUUUAAAUAAUAAAAACUCAAUACGGGGUAUUUUUAAUUCACUCUUUAAUUUGAGUGCUUCUUGAAAUGGGUGAGACAACAAAAGGAGAUGCUACAAAACCAUCACCGAAUCAAAUCUCCCCACCUAAAGAUUCUUCACUUGAUCACCAAACACCAAACCCAUCAGUCUUCCACCACCAACACCAAUCUUUCCUGUCUUCUCCCAUCUUCAUCCCAACCGUCUCUUCUCCAGGAGCUCCUGUCAUCCCCAAACGACCACGUUUCAGCUCUUCCGGCGGUCUCUCCCCACCUCAAUGGAGAGCCUUGCCGUCACCUUCCACCGUACCAACCGCCUCCACAAUCUCUUCAUUACCGUUCCCUUCCACCGCCGUCAUAGCAGCCUCUUCUACCGAAACCGCCGGAUCUUCACCGCUGGUUCAAGAAGCUACCAACACCGAGAAACAACAACCCGAAACGGAGUCCUUUCAACAUAAAUUUAGAAAAGGGAAAUACGUGAGCCCUGUGUGGAAACCAAACGAGAUGCUAUGUCUAGCAAGAGCAUGGAGAGUCCAGUACCAAAACCAGAGAACCGGGUCUGGAUCCGGAUCCGGGUCGGGCGAGGGAAGAGGGAAAACAAGGGCUGAGAAAGACAGGGAAGUAGCCGAGUACCUAAACCGGAAAGGUGUAAACCGGGAUUCAAAAGUCGCUGGCACAAAAUGGGACAACAUGCUUGGUGAGUUCAGGAAAGUGGACGAGUGGGAGAAAGGAGCAGAUAGAGAGAGGUUCGGUAAGAGUUACUUCAGGCUCUCUCCUUACGAGAGGAAACAACAUCAACUUCCCGCGUCUUUCGACGAAGAAGUGUACAAUGAAUUGGCUCUUUUCAUUGGUCCACGUGUCAGAGCUCCGACUAUUAGCCGCAGUGUUAGUGGCGGAGCUACGGCGGAUGUUACCUUAACGCCUCCGUCUGCUGAGACGCUUCCUCCUCCUCUUCAUCCACCGGUUAUGACUUCAAGAGAUGAUAUUAAUAAUAACCCUAUCACUUCCAUCGGAAGAGGGAAGAGAUUAGCAUUAUCAAUAGUUGGAGAUGAUCAUCCUCAGUAUCCGUAUUCAAGCAACAUUGCUAGAGGGUCAGGUUUAUUCUCUAAUAGAUCAUUGUACUAUAAUCCUUCUUGUGAGAGGAUUCCUUCUUCUUCUUCUUCAUCUUCCUCUCUAAAAGAUCUUCGCCGUGUUGGGAAAAUACGGCUAACUUGGGAGGAAUCGGUUAACUUGUGGGCUGAAGAAGGAGAGGUUGAUUAUGGGAGAAUUAGGGUUUGUGGGUCGAGUUUCUUGAAUGCAGAUGAGCUCACCUACUUGGAUGAUUCCAUGGUGGCUUCUACAAUGGAAUCUUUCGAAGAUGGACCUCUCAAAGGAUUUUCUUUGGAUAAAUUCAUUUCUGGUCAACAUCUUAAAGUCUUUGGAAGACAAAAGUCAACUUCAUCAUCUGCUCCUCCACUUUCAGUGAAUAUGGCAUUUGAUCGGACUCAGCUUCCACUCUCCGAGCACAUUCACAAAUCAAUAUCAACAUUGGAGUUCCAAGACCCAUCAGAGCACUGCUUGAGAAAAUUGCGGGUGCCGGCGGGGAAUCUUCCGAGCAUAACUGAGCUCGCACGGUAUCUUCAAGAACCACCGCCGGAAAAUUUCCGGUUUCCUCUCCGACUAGACGUUUACAAUGACUUGCCACUGGGAAAAGAGCUCUUCUUCUCCACCUCCUCCACGGAGCUACUUGAUUGUAGAGCAAUCACAUAUGAUAUCCUCGGUCCCAUAAUGUCCCCCUUAAAUAAGGGUUUCGUCAUCUUUAGCAAAGACUCGCUGAUACCGCUUUGGGAAGACUGCGUUAACCGAAUGGUUUCAAAGUUUUGUGAAAUGGUGGUUUUGCGUAAACCGGAUUCGUCUUCUUGUGUUGAAAACGUCCAAGAUCAGUGGCCUAACUUGAUGGGAUUUGUAAAAGGGUUUGGUUUAUGGAGGGGAGAAGAGGUUGAUAAGGUACGAGAAGGUGCACCUGAUCCUUCUUCUCUAUUGGUCGAAAAGAUUCUUUGGUCGUACAACGAUCUUCCAUACAUUCUUGGUUAUUACGCAAUAGGGCUCACCGUAACGUUCUGCUCUUUGAGCCGCUCUUCGUAUGAUCGAGUGACCUGCACUGAUCUUUAUUCAUUUGAUGUCUCGUCACCAUCGGACCGAAUCAAGGCAUUGGUUCCUUGUUACCGUCUCGCUUCUCUUUUACCUCUGCUUGCAGAUCAGUGCACUGCGGGUCGUUUAUGUUACAACGACUUCGAGAGAAUCAUUCAUGGAGAUUUUUUGACCGAGAUGACCCCUCACACGGUGACUAAGUAUUACUCAAGCAAGACAAAAUGGAACGUAGCGAAAGGAAUCUACGACUUUCUCGACCAACGAGUUCCACACGCGGAGUAUUUGGACAAGGCAAGCGAGAAGGAUCUCUCGUUGAGCUUUAAGCCACGUGGAAUCAGAGUCAAACCUCUAAAUGUUGAUCAGCUCAUCGAAUCUCUGAUGUGUGUUACGAGAGCGCUUGUUGCGCUUCACGACAUUUCGUUCAUGCAUCGUAACAUGGGAUGGGAAAAUGUAAUGAAAAGCGAGACGACGUCAACAUCGAACGCCGAAUGGUUUGUUUGCGGGUUCGAAGAAGCGGCUGAGUCCCCACAGCUCAACCCGCACCGCCCUGCGGCCCAGGAAGAGGAGGAGGAGCGUGGGAGACACGCGCCGGAGAUGGAGAGAGGAUUGCAUGCGGUGAAAGUGGAUGUGUGGGGAGUAGGUUAUAUGAUAAAGACUUGUGGAGUGAGUAAUGUUCCAAAGAUGUUAAGAGAACUUCAAGGUAAGUGUUUGGAACCGAACCAAGAGAACCGACCGACCGCAGCCGAUUGCUUCCACCACCUCCUCCAGGUUCAGCCUGCCGUUCCAUCGUCGUAUUAGUCUUUUUAAACUAGUCUCUAGUCGUUUUAAAACCUUUUCUGUUUGUUUCAUGCACGAAGAAGGUUUGAACGUUCUCCGUAUUAAUAAUUUUCACAGCUUUGAACGUGUAGUACUUGAUCGGUUUCGCAAGCAACGUUUCGUUUCAAAUAC